Messenger RNA from Melanaphis sacchari, 384 nucleotides. RefSeq lists its product as uncharacterized. Gene Ontology annotation, molecular function: DNA helicase activity. Lineage: Eukaryota; Metazoa; Arthropoda; Insecta; Hemiptera; Aphididae. The record is from RefSeq and is a predicted model, not a curated record. Gene Ontology annotation, biological process: DNA repair; telomere maintenance. The transcript has a single exon. Bases 1 to 384 code for a protein of 127 amino acids.
AUGUACAAUGAAGCAUUGGUCUUGAUCGAGGAUUUAUGUGUUCUUAUUUCAAAUUUACCACUUAAUCAUUAUGGUAUGCCAUCACCUAAUCGUCCAGCCACCGACUUAGUCAAUACCGAUUUACAACGAGAAAAUCAAUAUGACCAUGGAAGUUUAGCAACAAUUAUCAUGAACAGUGAACCAUUACUGACAGCAGAACUAAAAAUUAUUUAUGAUCGGAUUAUGCUGGCUGUUGCUGCUGAACAAGGCGGUUUUUUUUUCUUGGAUGCACCCGGUGGAACCGGUAAGACAUUUUUAAUAUCGUUGAUUCUUGCCAAAAUACGGUCGCAACAAAAAAUCGCAUUAGCAGUAGCAUCGUCAGGCAUUGCCACACUUUUUCAAUAA